CCCCUGAGGGUGACACUGAUCCAGAGAGUGGGUUCAACCUGGAGGAAUUCACCCGUUACCUGCAGGAGCGGGAACAGCGCCUGCUGCUCAUGUUCCACAGCCUUGACCGGAACCAGGACGCCUCUCCAGGUCACAUUGAUGUCUCUGAGAUUCAGCAGAGUUUUCGAGCUCUGGGCAUUUCCAUCUCGCUGGAGCAGGCAGAAAAAAUCCUACACAGCAUGGACCGCGACGGCACCAUGACCAUCGACUGGCAGGAAUGGCGUGACCACUUUCUAUUGCAUUCUCUGGAAAAUGUGGAGGACGUGCUCUAUUUCUGGAAGCAUUCCACGGUUCUGGACAUUGGCGAAUGCCUGACAGUGCCAGAUGAGUUCUCAAAGCAGGAGAAGCUGACGGGCAUGUGGUGGAAGCAGCUGGUGGCUGGUGCAGUGGCAGGCGCGGUGUCGCGGACCGGCACAGCUCCUCUGGACCGCCUCAAGGUCUUCAUGCAGGUUCACGCCUCAAAGACCAACAGACUCAACAUCCUUGGGGGUCUACGGAGCAUGAUCCAAGAGGGGGGCAUCCUCUCCCUGUGGCGUGGUAAUGGUAUCAAUGUACUCAAGAUCGCCCCCGAGUCAGCCAUCAAGUUCAUGGCCUAUGAGCAGAUCAAGCACGCCAUCCGGGGACGGCAGGAGACGCUGCAGGUGCAGGAGCGCUUCGUGGCUGGCUCCCUGGCUGGUGCCACAGCCCAGACCAUCAUCUACCCCAUGGAGGUGCUGAAAACACGGCUGACCCUGCGCCGGACUGGUCAGUACAAGGGGCUGCUGGACUGUGCACUGCGGAUCCUGGAGCAAGAAGGGCCCCGCGCCUUCUACCGAGGCUACCUGCCCAACGUGCUGGGCAUCAUUCCCUACGCGGGCAUCGAUCUGGCCGUCUAUGAGACCCUGAAGAACCACUGGCUCCAGCAAUAUAGCCAGGAAUCAGCAAACCCAGGGAUCCUCGUGCUCCUGGCCUGCGGUACCAUCUCCAGCACCUGUGGCCAGAUAGCCAGUUAUCCCCUGGCCCUGGUCCGGACCCGCAUGCAGGCCCAAGCCUCCAUCGAGGGCUCCCCGCAGCUCUCCAUGAUGAGUCUGCUCCGUCACAUCCUGUCCCAGGAGGGAGUGUGGGGCCUCUACCGGGGCAUUGCCCCCAACUUCAUGAAGGUCAUUCCAGCUGUGAGCAUCUCCUAUGUGGUCUACGAGAACAUGAAGCAGGCCCUGGGGGUCACGUCCAGGUGAGGGACCCAGAGCCCAGCCCUCCCCCAAGAUCCGUCACCCCAGUCCUGAUGUUCCCCCAUUGAUGUCCUUGGCCACAGGAGACCAGUGGCCCAAUCAAUGGAUCCUAGUUCCCCUGCCUAAACCACUGAUCCCUACACACCAGCCACAGGAUCCCAGUCCCCGAAUCCUGGAUCCUCCACCCCCAGACCCCAGUCACUGAAUCACAGGGUCCCCACACUUUGACCAUGGAUCCCAAUACUCCAACUCUAGAUCUCAGAUCCCUGUACCCCCAACUGCUGGAUCCCCCACUUCAGCAACCUAAAUCUCAUACCUGAACCACAAGAUCCAGAGUGAUCAACACCUCAGCCCUUCAUCCCCUCCUUCCCAGACCCCUAGAUCCUGCAUUCCUACGCUCCCAAAGUGGAUCCUAUGUUUCCCUGCCCCACCCACUGGGUCCUGGACCUAGAUCCCCCACAACGUGGUGAAUGGAUCCCAAUCCCCAAGCACAGGAAUGGACAUCCCUAUACCUCAUUACCCUGACCCCAGCUCCCUCAGGUCCAGAUCCAGUGUCCUUGUGUAGCACUGGGUCCCAGAUCCCCAACCCCACUGGCGAAUCACAGAUCGCCAUGCCUCAAGCCCCGUCUCCAAGCUCAGCCGCUGGAUUCUGGAUGUCAAGAAACCUCAGCCACCGGAUCCUGACAGUGCAAUGCCUAGAUCCUGGGGCCCCCACCACUGGACCCAGAUCCCCUCACCCCAGCCACUGGAUUCUGAUUCCUUUACCUUGACACUGGGUCCCAGAUCCUUCUGCUUCGACGGCUGGACCCCUACAUUUCAAGCACUGUGCCCUCUGCCCCUUACCACUGGAUCUUGGAUUCCCAAGUCCCAACCCACUGGAUUCUGGCUCCUAAAACCACAAAUGUGGGCACAACAGCACAGCAAGUGGGUCCUGGCAGGUGCAGCUGCUGGAGUCCAGAUUCCAGACAGUCCCCACGCCCAGUCCUGCCAGCACUGGAUCCCACGCCCUGGACCCCUACCUCCCAAAUGCUCAGACCCCCAGUCUAGAUCCCAAAAGGCCAAUCACAGCACCAUGAUCCCACAUGUCCCCAUCCCAGAGACACACUGCAGCUUACCAUGGCUCAGGAUCACACAGACCAGGGAGACCUGGGGAGGCCCAGCUGCCAGCUCCAGAGAACCCAGGGGCUCUGUCUCAUGUCUUCAUGUAGCUCAUGGCCAGGCAGCAAGGGGGGAGAUGUGUCUCCUGUGACUGCAUGGAUGCUUGACCCCCACCCAGCAUGGACACCCCUCUUGGCCCUGUGGGCUAUUGCUCCCUCAGACCACCCCACCCCACCCUGCAGCACCCCCCCACACCUGAUCAGCUCAUAACCCCAGAGCUUAAGUCCUCUGGAGGGCCCGGCCUCUUGUUCUUGGGGGCUGGCAAACAGGCGGUCUGAGACCAGAGACUUUCGGGGGGUCCCCCGUCCUAGCACUGCCAGCCCUUCCAGGGCUUCAAAGAUUUGCAAGCCAGGAACAAAUCCUCAUCGACCACCCUUCCCUACACUCGAGCAUCCAAUUAUACAAAACCAAACAAAAACCCAAACCCCAAACUCACUCCAGGUCUAUUUUUCUAUCAGAGAGAGGAGCAAACCCCCACCCCCAAACCCAAGCCCCCAACUCCCCCUUCCCAUCCCUCCUGCACUUUAUUGUUGGAUUCUGAGCUUAGGAUGAUGGGGCCCCUCUCCACUGCUACCCGGUGCCUGGGGAACCCCAUCAGGGACUGUGAAGAGGACUGGGAUGUUGGGGCCUAGAGGACCAUCCCUCCCGGCUUCCACCUCCCUCCACGACACUUGCCCUCUCCCUGCCUGUGUGUUAUUUCAAAGGAAAAGAACAAAAGGAAUAAAUUUUCUAAGCUCUUU
This is a messenger RNA of Ictidomys tridecemlineatus (thirteen-lined ground squirrel), 3145 nucleotides long. The record is from RefSeq and is a predicted model, not a curated record. Lineage: Eukaryota; Metazoa; Chordata; Mammalia; Rodentia; Sciuridae.